Molecule: messenger RNA, 327 nt
Organism: Phaeoacremonium minimum UCRPA7
Lineage: Eukaryota; Fungi; Ascomycota; Sordariomycetes; Togniniales; Togniniaceae
Exons: 2
Coding region: 1-327 (108 amino acids)
Molecular function (GO): peroxidase activity
Source: RefSeq, a predicted model, not a curated record
AUGGCUCACCGUUUGCGUCUUUACCAGGACGAGAAAGAGAAAUAUGUCACUGUCGAGUCAGCGGCGAAAGCGCGUGCUGCGCGUGUCAAGGAUGCCAUGGCGGCCAACCCAACCUUCAACGCUUCCGCAGCGCAGCAAUUAGGUACUUACGGCACAACCGGACUGUAUCUGGCUACAGUAUGGGACCACGAUGCUGGUGCUGCGCCUAAGAAAUGGGUCAAGGCUUUCUUCGAAGAGGAGCGAAUCGCUUUCAAGAGGCCUCAGGUACUGAAAACUCAGGAGUUCUUGAGCAACAUGACUUUAGCUGUAAGGGCUGUCCAAGUCUAA